This is a messenger RNA of Alosa alosa (allis shad), 1726 nucleotides long. RefSeq names its product reticulon-4-interacting protein 1 homolog, mitochondrial-like. Bases 1 to 693 code for a protein of 230 amino acids. NCBI's taxonomy places the organism in Eukaryota, Metazoa, Chordata, Actinopteri, Clupeiformes, Clupeidae. The transcript is spliced from 7 exons. Gene Ontology annotation, cellular component: mitochondrion. The record is from RefSeq and is a predicted model, not a curated record.
AUGCGCCUAGUUAGUCAGGGGUUCAUCCUACAGCAAGAUAAUGACCCAAAACAUAAGUCCAAGCUAUGCCAGAACUACCCUUGGGAAAAAAACAAGAUGGUCUCUCUGAAGCCUAAAGCGCUGAGUCAUGUUGAGGCGGCGUCUAUCCCAUACGUGGCGGCAACAGCCUGGUCAGCUUUGGUUACUACAGGGGGCCUGCACAGUGAGAACUGCUCCAAGAAGAGGAUCUUGGUGCAUGGGGCAUCAGGUGGAAUUGGCACUUUUUCUAUUCAGCUGCUGAAGGCCUGGGGCGGUCAUGUGACGGCCACCUGCUUUAAGGAUGGCCUUGGCCUGGUCAAGGAGCUGGGAGCAGAUGAUGUCAUCGACUGCUCAACCACAGACGCAGCCUCGCAGCUAAGGACACGCCAGAAGUUUGAUCUGAUUCUGGAUAAUGUGGGCGGAGAGACGGACAGUUGGGCUAUGGACCUGCUGAAGCCUUGGGCAGGGUCAAAGUUUGUGACCUUGGUGUCACCUCUGCUGCGGAACACAGAUUCUCUAGGCCUGGUGGAUGGAGUCCUUCAGUCAGGAAUGACUUUGCAUGACAAGGCCAUCAGGAGCUUGGUAAAUGGUGUUUUUUACCGUUGGGCCUUUUAUGUGCCUGAUGGAGUGGCACUGGAUCGAAUUGGUCAACUGGUCUCAUCAGGAAAGCCUUGAGUUCUUUGGAGAAAAGAUGAAAACGAGCACACAUCCGGAAUUACUUACACCUGGCUUGACUUAGUCGCUCCUACUCAUCCUGGCUUGUCGUUCAUGAAACGCGUUGAGCUAGGAUGACCAGACAGUGCUAGGUCAAGUCUCACUUUAUCUCUUAUGUUGGAUUUCAUGGCAGACACGUUUGUCCAAAGCAACAUACAAUAAUAACAACAAACAUUAUCAUUAAAACGUUUACAGUUUAAAGUGGUUAUAUAGCCUGCAUAGUUUUAACAGAAUAAUAACAAUACCAAAUCGGCAUGAUAACAAUCGGCAUAAACAUAUACAGAUCCUAACUCUGUAAAGGAAAUUAAUUGUUAUGUGAUUGCUGUAGAAGCACAAAAACUUCUGACACUUGUCCUCACUCACUGAGUUGUGUACAUGGUACUGUUUAGUGUAGCGCUAUACUGAAUAUGCACACACACUCACACUCCAGGCCUGCAUAUAUACUGAAACACACACACACACACACACACACACACACACACACACACACACACACACACAGAAGCCCAAAGACCACAUUCUGGUAUGUGUUGAGUGAAGCACAUAAUCUCACGCUUUGUCACAAGGCUUAUGGAUGUGUGUGUGUCUGUGUGGUUGCCUGUGUGGUAUGGUUGAAGGUGUGUGUACAUUAUAAACAUCAAAUGCUGUUCGUUUUACUGUGUGUGCGCUUGCUCGAGCGCACGGGUGGGUGGGUGUGUGUGUGUGUGUGUGUGUGAGAGAGUGUGUAUUUAAAUGUGAUGGAGAAUGUUUGAGUGUGUGACAUAGUGUUUAAGUGAGUCAACAAGUGAUUAUACUGUAUGAGUGAGUGAGUACAUUUGUGUGUGUGUGUGUGUGUGUAAUCCUCUCUUUGUCUGUGCUUUAGCUCUACUCAUACCCUCGUGCGUGCGGCCGGAUGCCAUCCCGCCCUGGUUUCCGUGACGAUGCCAGGGUUCCCAUUCAGUACAGACAGACGCUGACAGGCCUGGAGUGUGUGUGUGUGUGUCAUGUCCCUGAG